Molecule: messenger RNA, 462 nt
Organism: Carlito syrichta (Philippine tarsier)
Lineage: Eukaryota; Metazoa; Chordata; Mammalia; Primates; Tarsiidae
Product: BRD4-interacting chromatin-remodeling complex-associated protein-like
Exons: 1
Biological process (GO): positive regulation of DNA-templated transcription
Cellular component (GO): SWI/SNF complex
Source: RefSeq, a predicted model, not a curated record
CAGGCCAACGUCUUCAAGCAGCCGCCGGCCACCACCACGGGCGCCGCCCCGCCACAGCCGCCCUGCACCCUGAGCAAGCCCAUGAGCGUGCACCUGCUGAACCAGGGCAGCAGCAUCGUCAUCCCCGCGCAGCACAUGCUGCCAGGCCAGAACCAGUUCCUGCUGCCCGGCACGCCUGCCGUCCAGCUGCCCCAGCCACUGUCAGCCCUGCCAGCCAACGUGGGCGGCCAGAUCCUGGCGGCCACGGCCCCGCACGCCGGUGGCCAGCUCAUCGCCAACCCCAUCCUCACCAACCAGAACCUGGCCGGCCCCCUGAGCCUGGGCCCCGUGCUGGCCCCGCACUCGGCGGCCCACAGUGCUGCCCACAUCCUCUCUGCUGCGCCCAUCCAGGUGGGCCAGCCCGCGCUCUUCCAGAUGCCCGUGUCGCUGGCCGCGGGCAGCCUGCCCACCCAGAGCCAGCCG